Nerophis lumbriciformis (worm pipefish) is the source of this 1629-nucleotide messenger RNA. The record is from RefSeq and is a predicted model, not a curated record. NCBI's taxonomy places the organism in Eukaryota, Metazoa, Chordata, Actinopteri, Syngnathiformes, Syngnathidae.
AAGCCUACCCACUUUUUUUACGUAAUCAACCAACUUCCUUGUCCGUUGUUUACGGAAGUGUCGCGAUGAACGCGAGCGGCUUCAAAUGUACUUUCAGGACCGAAUUUGAAAUUAUUUCAUAACAUUAAAUCACAUGGCGGUUUUUAGCGUGGGAAUUCUUGUUCUUCUCGUCUGCCUGCUGUUCACCGCAGCAAAGUACCAACCGAACUGGGAGUCCAUCGACUCCAGGCCGCUGCCAGGCUGGUACGACCAGGCCAAGUUCGGCAUCUUCAUCCACUGGGGGGUCUUCUCUGUGCCCAGCUUCGGCAGCGAGUGGUUCUGGUGGUUCUGGCAAGGUGCGAAACAGAAGCCGUAUGUUGACUUCAUGCAGAAAAAUUACCCCCCCAACUUUAAGUACCAAGACUUUGCUCCACAAUUCACCGCCGAGUUCUUCGACGCCAAAGAAUGGACGGACAUCUUCGCCUCGUCGGGCGCCAAGUACAUCGUCCUGACCACCAAACACCACGAAGGUUUCACGCUGUGGGGCUCCAGUACCUCCUGGAACUGGAACGCCGUGGACGUCGGACCCAAGCGGGACCUGGUGGCGGAGGUGGCCGACGCCCUGCGGGACAACAGCGACCUGCGCCUGGGUCUCUACCACUCGCUGUUCGAGUGGUUCAAUCCUCUCUUCGAGAUGGACGCCGCCAACAACUUCACCACCAACCACUUCCCCGUCUUGAAAAGUCUUCCGGAGCUUUACGAGCUGGUGGUCAAGUACAAGCCGGACGUGCUGUGGUCCGACGGGGACGGACACGGGCCGGACCAGUACUGGAACAGCACCGGAUUCCUAGCCUGGCUCUACAACGACAGUCCAGUUCGUGACACGGUGGUGACAAACGACCGCUGGGGUCGCGGCUCCAUCUGCAAGCACGGCGGCUACUACACCUGUUCCGACCGCUACCAGCCGGGCCACCUGCUGGCGCACAAGUGGGAGAACUGCAUGACCAUCGACCGCAAGUCAUGGGGCUACAGACGCAACGCCCCGCUCAGCGACUACCUCGCCAUCGAGCAGCUCGUGGCGUCCUUAGUAGAAACGGUGUCCUGCGGCGGGAACCUGCUGAUGAACGUGGGCCCCACGCUGGACGGAAGGAUCGCGCCCAUCUUCGAGGAGCGCCUGCGCCAGAUGGGCCGGUGGCUGGGGGUCAACGGCGAGGCCAUCUACAACAGCAGCGCCUGGCGGGCUCAGAACGACAGCGUCACGCCCGGCGUCUGGUACACGUCCAGACCGAAGGAAGAUCUCAUCUUUGCCAUUUUCCUCUCGUGGCCCCAAGAUGGCGCUCUAAUCCUGAGUGAACCUGAGGUCACACCUGGACACACUCAGGUGGCGCUCUUGGGGCACGGCCCCCUGCAGUGGGAGCCCACCAAGGCCCCGGGACUUCGGGUCAUCUUGCCUCAGCUGUCCAUCAGCCAGAUGCCCUGUCAGUGGGCCUGGACCCUCCGGCUGACGGGCGCCAGGUGAUGGAGUGAACACCACCCAAAUACUGGACUACAUACUCGCCUUUUCAAUGUCACACCUCUGACUCUGCUCUUUUUACUUCAACAAUGAUUUGGAGUGCAUGAGAAAGUGGACAUUAAAAUGCUCUUGGCUUA